UGAUGAAAUUGUGUGUGAGCGAAGCGACACGUUUCGUUUCGUUUUCUUGGAGGAAACAAAAUAAACACCCUCCGCGUGCAGAUAAAGUACAUGUGAAUAUCGCACAUGCUCAUCGCUGCUUCUUUCCUCCGACGACUCGCCGCCGCCUGAAAUCUCUUUCUUGAUUCGUGCGCUCCUGAGCUACCCCGAUGGCCGCCCAAUCUUCCACUCCCUCGCCGCAAGAUGGUUCUGGUAGAGGUGAAUUCUCAGACAAUUUGGUACUUCAAACCCCACAGCCAAUGCGGGAGGAUUACAUACAGAAUGCUGUUAACUUUCUUGGACAUCCAAAAGUGAAGGGUUCUCCAGUAUUUUACAGGCGCUCUUUUCUGGAAAAGAAAGGCCUUACAAAGGAAGAAAUCGACGAGGCCUUCCGUCGGGUUCCUGAUCCACAGCCAAACAGUACAGAUGUUGCAGCUGUUGCUUCACAACAAGCCGGCAUCGCAAAUCAAUCUGCUGGAGUACAACCUUACGAGACAGUUCAAGCACCACAAGCCAUUAACACUGGUCCUAUCGUUCCACAUGCGCAGCCGCAACUUAGCUGGUCCCGUACUCUCAUUGGUGUAGGUGUUUUCCUCGGAGUUGGGGCUAGUGCUGCUGUCAUCCUCAAGAAAUUGUUUGUUCCUAGGCUAAAAUCUUGGAUCCAAGGAGCCCAUGUUGAAGGGGAUGAAAUUUCUGGGAAUGAACUUAAAUCCAAGUUUUAUGAAGAAAUCAAAGCAGCCAUACAAGAUUCUGCAUCAGCGUUUUCUGAUAUUGCUAAAACAAACCAAGAGUUGCUUGCUUCAAAGGAUGAAGAUAAGAAGAUACUUACAAAGUUGGCACAAGCAUUUGAUUCGCAAGCAGAGGCGUUUAGAUCCUUGAGUGAUUCCUUGAAUCGUAUGAGUGAGAAUAGGUUUUACCAGUACAAUCUAAUGGAGGAUCAUUUUCAAUCUGCCCCAUGGAAUGGGCCAACUACAAAUUCAUGGAGAGCUUCUCAGCAAACAAACGCAUACAACACAUCACCACGCAGUGAUUUUGACUCCGGGAGGCAUCCGUUCAUGCCAGUACCGGGAGAACCUUCACCUGGAGCAUUUCCGGCGAGAUCCUAUGUUGAGCAGCAGCGGAUGCAGAGGCCUGGGUACGGAUUUCAGCCUCAGAUGAGCAAUGACAGGUGGAACCCUGGCUCGCCAUUGACGAACUACCACGGUGCUCCUCCGUAUCAGCAGUAUCACCAUGGAUCCACCAACGCCAUCGAUGAAGCUCCAGCUCCAGCUCCAGUUCCAGCUCCAGCUCCACCAGCUGAAAGCCCGUUCCAGCGUCGCUGGGUUCCCCCACAGCCACCGGGCGUCGUCAUGCCGGAGGCCGUGGCCGCCAUACGGCAGCCGAGGCAGCAAGUUGCAGCGGCAUCGAGACCGUCGGAAUCCGCCGCGGCGACAGAGCAGCCACAGUCAGGUGACGUCGCCGGUGGCGCCGCCAUGGCCAAUGCGGGCAAUGGCGAGGCCGAGCAAGAGCGGGAAGCUGCUGCUUAAUUACUCCAUUUCUUUUUUUUUUGUUUGCCACGCGAUGCAUGCGUCUCUCGUGUACAAAAUACAGACUAGUGACGAUUACCUAUGAGAAAAAGAAGAGGAACAAAUGUUGUGUAUUCAUUCACUGUGGGUGUGAAUACUGACUCUACUGAGAUUAUACUCUGUCUGUCUCUAAAUAUAAGGGAUUAUACUAUGUCUGUCUCUAGAUAUAAAGGAUUUUAGUCGAA
Oryza sativa Japonica Group (Japanese rice) is the source of this 1768-nucleotide messenger RNA. Its product is annotated as peroxisomal membrane protein PEX14. Lineage: Eukaryota; Viridiplantae; Streptophyta; Magnoliopsida; Poales; Poaceae. Gene Ontology annotation, molecular function: signaling receptor binding. The record is from RefSeq and is a predicted model, not a curated record. Gene Ontology annotation, cellular component: peroxisomal membrane; peroxisomal importomer complex. Gene Ontology annotation, biological process: protein import into peroxisome matrix, docking.